UAUUUCACUCAUAUUUCGAGGUGUUUUGGGGUAUUAGACUUGGCGCAGUGUGAGAGGCGGUUGGUGCGCUGCCUGCAGGGUGUGCCCGCACCAAGUUCAUUUUUGUUCAUCUCCAGCUUGAAAACCCACACUCUUACUACAAUGGCAGCGAUCGGAAACCGUGGAACAGUGACUGAGGCGGCUGGUUUCGAUGCAGACGCAGACGCCCAGAGGCUCAGAGGAGCCAUGAAGGGAGCUGGCACUGAUGAGGCAGCUCUCAUUGACGUACUAACACAUCGUACCAUUGCCCAGAGGCAGCGUAUCAAAGAGGCCUACAAACAAUCAGUGGGGAAGGACCUUGCAGACGAUUUGUCCUCGGAGCUGAGUGGGAACUUCAGGACUGUCGUUCUAGGUCUGCUGAUGUUGGCACCUGUGUAUGAUGCCUACGAGCUGAGAACCGCAAUUAAGGGGGCUGGAACAGAGGAAGCUUGCCUCAUCGAUAUUCUCGCUUCAAGGUCAAAUGCUGAAAUCCAAACCAUCAAUGCGUUCUAUAAGAAAGAACAUGGUAAGAGCCUUGAAGAUGAUGUGUGUGGAGACACAUCUGGAAUGUUUCAGAGAGUUUUGGUCUCUUUACUUACGGCGGGACGGGAUGAUAGUGACAGCGUGAACGAGGCCCAAGCUGCGCAAGAUGCUAAGGAAAUCUAUGAGGCUGGUGAGGCUCGAUGGGGCACAGAUGAAGUGAAAUUUCUCACUGUGCUUUGUGUGAGGAACCGAAAUCAUCUGUUGCGAGUGUUCGAGGAAUAUCAGAAGAUUUCUGGAAGAGACAUUGAGGACAGCAUUAAGCGGGAGAUGUCUGGUUGUCUGGAGGAUGUCUUCCUGGCCAUAGUGAAAUGCCUAAGGGACCGUCCAGCGUUCUUCGCAGAACGGUUAUACAAAUCAAUGAAGGGGCUGGGAACCACCGACAGUGUCCUCAUCAGAAUUAUGGUUGCCAGGGCUGAGAUUGACAUGCUGGACAUCAAAGCACAGUUCCUGAAGAUAUAUGGCAAGACUCUCCACUCCUUCAUCAAGGGAGACACAUCUGGUGACUACCGCAAAAUCCUGCUGGAGCUGUGUGGAGGAGAAUAAAAGAACGAUCAGAACAAUAUCCACCUUUUCAUUCAGCAAACCAUGUUAUUGGCUUUCCUCUUUUGAUGAAUAUACUGUCCUGUGUCUUACCAUUUUCUUUUCCGUAGCUUUAACAUUUCACUGAUUGACAAACAAUGCUUGUUUAACUGUUUGUAAUGCUAAUUAAACCAAAGAGCAGCAACCUUU
Scomber japonicus (chub mackerel) is the source of this 1290-nucleotide messenger RNA. It is a transcript of the gene anxa4, whose product is annotated as annexin A4. Gene Ontology annotation, cellular component: cytoplasm. NCBI's taxonomy places the organism in Eukaryota, Metazoa, Chordata, Actinopteri, Scombriformes, Scombridae. The record is from RefSeq and is a predicted model, not a curated record. Gene Ontology annotation, molecular function: calcium ion binding; calcium-dependent phospholipid binding. The transcript is spliced from 13 exons. Bases 142 to 1104 code for a protein of 320 amino acids.